GUAUGCCUGAGACAGGGUGAUGCCUGGAAUAGGUGGUCUUAUACAAUUUCAUAGGGCGAUGUUGGUGGAAAAAUACUUGCUAUGUAAUACUGUGUACCAGUGCAAAGUCCAAGUCUCUCAGCAUUUGAAGACUAAUUGCUGAAAUAUCAUUAUACAACACCCACAGAAAUAAAGUAAUUAAUGCCUAGAGCUAGGGGCAGUAGGAGUAGCUGUAACGUCCAGUGAUAGUGUGUUGGACAACUGACUGGAGCCUCCCUCACCUGGUCAGGCCACUUGAGUCAUACAGUCUCUAUCUUUUAAAACAGCCACACCUGUCUCAAUAUCACACCACUAGACAGAGGCUUGUCACAGUGUGAGCUCCUUUGACGAGGAACAAGCCAACCACCUGUGACAACGCACAAAAAUGUGACUUAUCAGUUAAUGAGCAACCAUGGCAACCUUUGGUCCCCUUGGCACUCUUGAGGUAGGCAGCAAAGUGCUUCACAGAAGCGGAUCUUCUCUUCGGGGUAGUGGAUCUUCUCCUGUGCCAUGGAAUAGGCUGAGUUUGGGUUGUCAGAGCCACUGGAUUGAACAGGGGCUGGAUAUAUUUCCCCCUACCUUGCUGGGGUCACCCUGAGAUGGCCAUGGUCCAAGAGAAGUCCCAAGGAGAUAUACUGGCAGAUCAGGGCAGCCCCCUUCUACCAGAUCCCGAAGUGCUUCCUUUCACGUGCUAUCCCAGCAUGCAAUACCCCACGAUGGAGCCCACAAUGUCGUCCCCGUCGUACUACUCCAGUCAGCACUACUACCCACCGUACAACUCAGAGGACUGGUACUCUCAGCCCAGCCUGUACGAACUGAGGAAGGGGCCCCUGGAGGGUGCCAGCUUUGAGGCUGAGAUGGAGGACACCUCCGUGGCAGUGCCUUCCGUGUGCAAGAGGACCCGACACGGCUCCCAUCCCGGCAGGGUCAAAGGGGAGGAGCUGUGCGUGGUGUGUGGCGAUAAGGCCUCUGGGUAUCACUACAACGCGCUCACCUGUGAAGGCUGCAAAGGCUUCUUCAGGAGGAGCAUCACAAAGAACGCCGUGUACAAGUGCAAGAGCGGCGGCAAUUGUGAAAUGGACAUGUACAUGCGCAGGAAGUGCCAGGAAUGCCGACUCCGGAAGUGCAAAGAGAUGGGAAUGCUGGCAGAGUGUUUGCUAACGGAGAUACAGUGCAAGUCCAAAAGGCUCAGAAAAAACACAAAGAGCUCCCCGGGGGAGUCGGCAGGGGACGACCCAGAGGGGGCAGACUGCGGCGACACCAAACAGGUCACCUCCACCACCAGACUCCCAAAGGAAAAAGUGGAACUCAGUCAAGAAGAACAGGCUCUCCUAAAUUACAUUGUCGAUGCUUACAAUAAACAUCGAAUCCCUCCAGAUAUGGCAAAGAAACUGCUCCAGGAGCAGUUCAACGCAGAGGAGAACUUCCAGCUCCUCACAGAAAUGGCCACGAGCCAUGUCCAAGUCUUGGUGGAAUUCACCAAAAAUAUUCCAGGUUUCCAGAGCUUGGAUCAUGAAGACCAGAUUGCGCUCCUGAAGGGCUCUGCGGUGGAGGCCAUGUUUCUGCGCUCGGCCCAGGUCUUCACGCGGAAACUACCGCAAGGACACACGGAGGUGCUGGAGGAGCGGAUCCGCAAAAGCGGGAUCUCUGAGGAGUUCAUCACGCCCAUGUUCAACUUCUACAAGAGCAUCGGGGAGCUGCAGAUGCUGCAGGAGGAACAUGCUCUCCUCACCGCCAUCACCAUCCUCACACCAGAGCGGCCGUACGUGCGGGACCAGGCGGCGGUGGAGCGGCUGCAGGAGACCAUGCUGGAGGUUCUGCGGAAGUUCUGCAAGCUGCAGCACUCGCGGGAGCCGCAGCACUUCGCCCGGCUGCUGGGCCGCCUGACGGAGCUGCGCACCCUCAACCACCACCACGCCGAGAUGCUCACCUCCUGGCGCAUGAGCGACCACAAGUUCACACCACUGCUCUGCGAGAUCUGGGACGUGCAGUGACCACGGACAGCCAGUAGAGGGAGGGAUGGAGAGAGAGAGGGAGAGUGAGAGAGAGAGAGAAGAAGGAUGGUAGAUGGAGAGAAGAAACAAGAGCGAGAGAAAGAGGAGGAGUAGCAAACAAAUUGCGGAAGAAAAAGAUUCGGGAAGAAAGAAGAGGAGGAUGGGAGGAGAUGCAACUGUCUCAGCAAAAAACUUUACACUGACAUGGAAAUGCAUAGGCUGGCAGACAGUGGGAAUGGCUUGUGCUGUCACUACAUGCUACUACUUGUACUAUAGGCCACAUCAAGAAAGAUUGAAGAUAGUUAUUACAGUGUUUAAAGGUGUAAGGAGUUUUGAUAAAACGGCCCCUUGUUCUGGAAGUAAUGGUCUCUUAUUAAAUAUGUUUGAAUAGACUGUUUCGAAUCAAUCUCUGUUUUUUAAUGGCAUAUCAAGGCUGAGAAUAUUAUUAUUGUUAUUAUUGUUGUUGUUUUUGUUGUUGUUGUUAUUGUAACUCCAAAUAUCUCUUCAGCUAUUGUUUUCUCAAAUUAAUUGGGGUCCACACUUUUCCCGCAGAAGUCAGCACUUCACCUUUACACAAUUCAGAUGUUUUAAUUCAUUUUUAUCACCUUUAUCUCUUGGAGGCCAUGUUUGGACAUUAGUAUCUUAAAAGUAUUAUUUCCAGCCUGCUCAGACUUUGUAGGAUGGACGACAUGUUCGCAGCAUGACUGGACUAUUUAAACAUUUGUACUGCAUGUCCAUUAAUUUUAUAGGCCUUGGAGUAA
This is a messenger RNA of Sardina pilchardus (European sardine), 2773 nucleotides long. It is a transcript of the gene nr1h4, whose product is annotated as nuclear receptor subfamily 1, group H, member 4. Gene Ontology annotation, biological process: negative regulation of inflammatory response; negative regulation of transcription by RNA polymerase II; cell differentiation. The transcript has 9 exons. The record is from RefSeq and is a predicted model, not a curated record. NCBI's taxonomy places the organism in Eukaryota, Metazoa, Chordata, Actinopteri, Clupeiformes, Clupeidae. Gene Ontology annotation, molecular function: zinc ion binding; nuclear receptor activity; bile acid binding. Bases 618 to 2012 code for a protein of 464 amino acids.